GCCGGUCUGUGAGCUGGAGAGACACUCAGGCAACACAGACAGGAGAAGUCUUCAAAACCAAACUUUGUUGCAACUUCUUGUAUUUUUCCAACUUGUGGAUGCAGGACCUAAGUUUCUUAUUUCCUCCAAGAAUCGAGUUAAUUCCACAGAAAGCUGCAAUGCUUCCAUUCUACCUCCUGACUUUUGUUGCCACCAUCCAAGCCCACAACCAGCAGCUGCCAGGCUCCUGCAAAUUUGAAUCCAGUACCUGCGAAUACACGUCAGAUGCUGACUUUACAAGCUGGACUCUGCACACAGAUGGCCAUUUUGUCGCAGUGGACACAGUCAUGAACGACGACCAGGACGAAGAGGUAGGUGCAGAUGACAGGCCGCAGAGAGAGACCACAGGGGUCCUCUUGAGUCCGGUUCUGGAACACAGCGAGUGGAGCUGCCUGAGGCUCGUCUACCAGAUCACAGGAUCAGGAAGCCUGGAGGUCCUGCAGCGAAUGGAGGGAAGAAGCUUUGACAAGCCACUGUGGAGCAGCCAGGCACCCUCUGACAGCUGGGUCAUCUCAAGCAUGGACCUGCAGAACAACACUGAGCCUUACAGGAUUGUCAUUGAAGGUAAACCUGAACAGAGCGCUGGGAGCAGCGUGGCCAUCUUUGAGAUCCACAUCAGCCCCGGAUACUGCCUGGAGUGUGAUUUUGAAGAGUCUCACCUGUGUGGAUACAACAACCAGUGGAACGCCAACGUAAAUUGGUAUGUUGGAGGUGGUGGGGUCCAGCUCCCUCACAACAGCAUGCCGAAUGACCACACAUACAACAACAGGACAGGUCACUACAUGUACGUGGACUCCGUCUACGCGAAGACCUUCAAAGAAGUGGCCAAGCUGGUGUCUCCUAUGACGACAGUGCCGCUAUCUGGCUGCCUGAGUUUUCAGUACCAGCGAAGCGAAGAGAGAGGGAACCUCUUCUCUGUUUUCACCCGGGACCGGCUGGGCCAGUACCAGGAGCUGUGGAGGGCGGGUUCAGAAAACCAGAGUAACUGGAGCAAGACACUUGGAGAGUGGAUACCUGUGCAGGUGGACCUGAAGGCUCCAUACUCUGUACAGGUGGUCUUUGAAGUGGCGUUUAACAGUCCAAGGGGCGGACGAGUUGCACUUGAUGACAUUUCCUUUUCUCCUGAGUUUUGCAGCACAGACACUGAGCCGACCUUCGACCCCUCCAUCGCCAACUGUGAUUUUGAGUCAGGUUACUGCCACUACACCCAGGACCAGGUGACGGGCUCGUUGUGGAGGAGAGUGUCUGUGAAGCCCAACAUAUUUAGGAAUGGAGACCACACCACAGGGGCAGGGUCUUUCCUGUUGGCUCACUCCCGGCUGAGCCCACGCUCCGGCUACGUUAGUCGUCUGAUCGGUCCAACUCUGCCGGGGAACAUGAAGUUCUGCCUGAGAUUUUACUUCUCUCUGAGGGGUUUCAACCAGACGGACCAGGCUCUGGCUGUGUAUCUGCAGCAGCAGCAGCAGAGCAGCAGCCAGGAGAAGAUCUGGACUCAGGCAGAGAAAUCCAGAGGAAUCUGGGUCGCAACGGACGUCACCUUCCAAACAUCUCAGCCUGCCAAGGUGGUUUUCGUCAGCACCUGCAGGAGCUUCUGGGAUUGCGGCUCUGUGGCUCUGGACGACAUCAGUGUGAGCCUCGGAGACUGUGAGCUGACGGCAGGUUUGUUGUCGUCACCUCUGCCAGGACACUGUGGCUUUGAAGCAGGCCUGUGUGGUUACACUCAGGACAAGCACACUGAUGCUGCUGACUGGGAGUGGAGGAGAGGACCCACCCCGACCUCGUACACAGGGCCCAGAGGGGACCACACCACGGGACUCGGCUACUACCUGCACAUGGAGGCGUCGCCCAUGCUGCCCGGUCAGAGUGUCCGGCUGCUCUCCCGUCCUCUGAGGGGCUCCAGGGGGCCUCAGUGUCUGCGUUUCUUCUACCACAUGUACGGCUCCGGCACGGGCCAGCUCAGCGUUUAUCUCGACCAGGACGGAGAGGACGUGUUGCUGUGGCAACGGAGCGGCGAGCAGAGCAUUGCCUGGCUGAGGGCCAGAGUAGAGUAUCAGUGUGGCCGCCAGCACCAGAUUGUGUUUGAAGCAACCAGGGGUUCAUCAGUAAGGAGCGACAUCGCCAUCGAUGACAUCGUCUUGGACAGUGGACCUUGCCCAGAGAUGGAGAUCCGGGCCACCGUGGGAACCUCCAACGAGAUCGAGUAGAAGAGGAAAACAGCGGUGUAGGAUGCAUGAACCUUGGUUUUUUUGUUUUGUUUGUUCUCUUUUGCACAUUACAGACAACUCACAGUGUUGUCGACUCCUGACUCCUACAUGUCAAUCUGAACUAGUAUGAAUGAAUGUGGGUUAAAGAAAAAAAAAAGAAACUUUUCAUGUAGUUUUGUCUUCAUGGAGCAACACAUAUCAGUUGAGUCAUAGUCAGCAUUUCUCUCUGCACUGUAGCAACAGAGAACCGUUGCUGAACUGUUUAACUGUGUUUGUCUUCACAUUUAUAUGCAUUAGAUUAAUGCUCAUUGCUCAAAUAAAGUGAGACAGUUAU
This is a messenger RNA of Toxotes jaculatrix (banded archerfish), 2577 nucleotides long. Its product is annotated as MAM domain-containing protein 2-like. NCBI's taxonomy places the organism in Eukaryota, Metazoa, Chordata, Actinopteri, Toxotidae. The transcript is spliced from 15 exons. The record is from RefSeq and is a predicted model, not a curated record. Gene Ontology annotation, cellular component: membrane. The coding region runs from base 99 to 2243 and encodes 714 amino acids.